AUGACGGACUUCGAGGACGAGGAGGAGGACGAAGGAACGGACGCGAGUGAGGGGGAGGAGGAGGAGGAGAAAGAGGACGUGAGUGCGUCUAGCGCCGUAGAAACUCACUUACAGGCGACGAGCCUCGGGAAAGGAGGGACCACUGGCGAAGUUGCUGCAGCUGCUGCUACUCCCGAGGAGGAAGUGGCGCUCGCGGAGGAGGCGGUGGUGGAGGAGGAAGAGGCCGGCAGGCACGACGGCAGCCACUGGGCCACGGCGGACGUGGAGGAUGUAACCCCUCUUUGA
This is a messenger RNA of Trypanosoma grayi, 285 nucleotides long. RefSeq lists its product as hypothetical. The coding region runs from base 1 to 285 and encodes 94 amino acids. Lineage: Eukaryota; Euglenozoa; Kinetoplastea; Trypanosomatida; Trypanosomatidae. The transcript has a single exon. The record is from RefSeq and is a predicted model, not a curated record.